AUGUGGUUCCUGGUCCUGUGCCUGGCAAUGUCCCUGGGGUGGACUGGUGCUGUGCCUCCCAUCCAGUGCCCAAUCAGCAGAGGCUCAGAGUGUAAGAAUUUCCCACCCUGGCUGUCGCUUGUGUACAAUUUCAGCAGUAUCAAGUGCGGAGGCGUCCUGGUGCACCCACAGUGGGUGCUCACAGCUGCCCACUGCAUACACAACAAUUACCAGCUCUGGCUGGGUCGCCACAACCUGUUCGAGCAUGAAGACACAGCUCAGCUUGUCCAGGUCAGUGAUAGCUUCCCACACCCUGAAUUCAACCUGAGUCUCCUGAAGAACCAUACCCAGCUCCCCGGAGAGGACUAUAGCCAUGACCUCAUGCUGCUGCGCCUGGCAGAGCCCGCCCAGAAAACAGAUACUGUGGGAGUCCUGGACCUGCCCACCCAGGAACCCCAACUGGGGAGCACCUGCUAUGUCUCUGGCUGGGGCAGCCCUGAACCAGACACAUACCUCGGCAAUCUCCAGUGUGUGGACCUCAAACUCCUGCCCAAUGAUGUAUGUGCCAAGGCCCAUUCCCAGAAGGUGACAGAUCACAUGUUGUGCGCUGGGAACUUGGAGGGCAACAGUGACACCUGCCCGGGUGACUUGGGGGGCCCACUGAUCUGCGAUGGUGUGCUUCAGGGCAUCCCAGCCGGGGGCCACAUCCCAUGUGGCAGCCCCAGUAUGCCUGCUGUCUACACCAAACUGAUUCCCUACCUGAAAUGGAUCAAAAAGACCAUGUUGGUCAACAGCUGAAUGCCUCUGACCUUCCCCUCCCCUUAGUCAAAUAGAAUACACAGCAGACAAAUUCUGGCAUCAUUUGUCCUUUCUAGAUGUGGAAGUUAGGGACCCACCCGGCCUGUGUCCUAAAGUGUGGAGUCAGGGGUAGAGACGGGGAAGACCAGUGGCUUUCAAAUUGGGCCCCCCCCCCCCAGCUCCAGGGGACAGCUUCUCACACAGGUUCUACAGAGACACACUUAAGGCAGGGGUGGCCAUGUUCUUGUGGGUGAGAUGGGUGUCCACCCUGGAAGGGUGGACAGUGACUUGUGGUAGAUGCUCCCCACGUGGCACUGAGCAGAGUCAGAAGUACAAAGCACAUGCAGGCGCACCAAGGAUGGAGUUUAAGCACAGCCAUGAGUGAAAAAGUGUGAACACACAAUGAGUCAUGGAGCAUAACAACCUCACAUAAAUUACACUGUGCGCCCAGGAUACUCGUUCUGUAGAGUGCAGUCAAGUAACGCCAGAAGGGGUGCCUGUGGGGCGUGGGAGUGGAUUAUGGGUAUGAGAAGGAAUCAUUAGUUAUUAGUCAAGGGCUUGAGUCAAUGAAUUGAAUUUAAACACAGUGGAGGGAUCAGUUAUGGACGCUGAGUCAACGGUCCAUGAGCCAAGGAAUACAGUUACUUCGGCCCCCUGCCCAUUAGGCCCCAAAAGAGAGUGAAUCUAGAGGGAACUGCGUGGCAGGCCUCCUCAGACACCACUGCAGGAAGCUCGGGCUGUCGCCUAGGGUCAGGAUCCAGGCUCGGAGACGCGGACUGGGGACAGAGCUGUUAGGGACAACACCCCCACCACCCACCCCCGGGGCACAUGGGCAGGGACAGUGACUGAAAAGCUCACUGGGGAUGUAAGUGCCAGCCGGACACCAGUGGUGAUGCUGCUGGUGCUGACCCAGUCCGGUUCUGCAGUUGCUGAGCUCGGAUUGGUGAGCAUGAGGUCCUGGCCGCGGGGCCCUCGGUCCCCGCCAAGGUUGUCCGGACCCAGUCGGAAGUUGUAGUUGCUGUGGAUGAGCACGUCAGUGCCCUGGCAGCCUCCCCCUCAGCUGCGCUCCCACCUGAACGUCAGCCCCAUCUCAGUUCCAUCUACAAGCAAUUCUGUAGCAAACCCAUCCUGUCUCAACCCCUCUCCAACUUCCACCCGAAACCCUUUCGGGAACUGAGGAAGAGCCCUCCCUCUUCUACUCAGGUCCCACCCCAGAGACGAAGCCCCGCCUCGGCACAGCCCCGCUCCCAAUUCAGGCCCCGCCCCAAGCCCUACACUCCGCUUCAAGAGCACCCGCAGGGGAUGAAGUGGAGUCCCUCUUCCUGCAACCUGGCCAUCUCCCAGGGUGGUCCGCACUCCAUGCCCUUAGUGAUGGGGCUUUGGCCGGGCCCUGGCCUGGACUCCUAGAGGCGGGGUCAGAGCACAAAGGGGAGGAACCAGGGCUCAGGGGGCGGGGUCAGGACCCAGGAAGGUUCAGGAAGGUGAGGCCUGGACACAGUCUUCAGUCAAGAAAGCUAUAUGUUGGGACCCCUUUUCUGCACCUCUCUCCCUACACACACCUCGCCUCUCCCCACCCUCAGACACAACAGUUGCAAAACCUGCCUGGGUGCACGCAGCAUCUCACAUUCACACGCCUUCCCUCCCCAACAUGGGGCCUCUCUGCGCACGCAAGAGUCGUGGGGGAAGUCUCAGGCUCCACCGAGUCCUCAGGUGAGUGUGAGGCCGUUAGCUCAGGUCUGUCCGCCCCCCACCUCGCUCUGUUCUUCCACUGUCUCCCAAGAGAUCUCUGGGUGGGGAAGGGCUGUAGGAAGGGCACCUCAUCCUGGGCCCUGAGACUUUAGCCCUGAGACGUGAAGCCUAGAGACACAGAGACAGGAAUGCGAGACAGCCGGGAGGAAAACAGAGAGAAAGUGUCAGCAACAAUUCCGAACAGGGAAGACGGCGUGACAGUGACACACACACACACACACACACACACACACACACACACACACACACACAAAUCAAAGAAAGAGAAACACAGUGAGGUUCAGAAACAUGGAGAUUCAGAGAGAAAGAGAAAGAUAAGGCGGGCGGCCUGGGCAGCGGAGUCGGUCUGCCUUCGGCUCAGGUUGUUGUGAUCCCAAGGUCCUGGGGUUGAGUCCCACAUAGGGCUUCUUGCUCAGUAGGGAGUCUACUUCUCCCUCUGUCUGCCGCUCCCCCUGCUUGUGCUCUCUCUCUCUCUGACAAAUAAGCGAAUAAAAUCUUAAAAAAAAAAAGAAAGAAAGAUAAGGCAAGGGUGUCAGAGGAGGGACAAAUCAGGUGAUGGAGACAGACAGCAGGACAGGAGAGCUGACGGAUGCUGCAUCUGGAGGAUACAGAGACAGCAAAGACAGAAAGAGAGAGAAAUUACCAAGCCAGAGAUACAGACUCAGACUCACAGAUGGAGAGACAGAGACAUCAGAGACCCAGAAGGUGAUGUGGGGGCCAGAGAGGCAGGACACGGACUAGCCUGUCACUCACUCACCUGGCUUGAUCUGGGCUGGGCUGGGUUCCAAUCUGCCGCUGCUUCCUGGAGCCACAGCGAGGCUUACAAGCUCCUCUCCACAGGCUCACCCACCCCUACAACUGGUGGACACAUGCCAUGGGGGGUCAGAAUGCUGUUCUCUUCCAGUCCACAACCCCCCAACCCACCCACCUCCCGGACCCCCAUCAGGGUGUUUAGAGCAUGGGUUGGGGAAAGGCAGCACUUUGAGAGUGAGUUCUGACCCAGAGCCCCAGGCUGCUCUCACCUCCAGCUAGCACCUGAUCUUCAUUUCUGGAGGUCUCCCCACUUCAGUCUCCUUUGUGUUAGGCUUAUUGGCUAUUUUUUUGUCUAACACCUUGGCUCCUUUAUAUUCACCCAUUCUUCUUUCUAAUCUAAUUAUUCAAAGCUAUAAAUCUGCCGCCCCACACAAGUUUUCAUGUCACAUUUUUAUCGUUCAGUUCAAAGUUUUUAAAAAUUUCCAUUAUGAUGACCUUUUCAUCCAUUUUUGUCCAUUAUUAUUUAAUUUUUAUCAUGAAUUAUUCAGAUGAGUGGUUGCAUUUUAACUUCUGUGCAUAUGGGUAUUAUGUUGAUGUGCAUAUUGAAUUUUAAUUUUCUUGCAUCGUGGCUGGAGAAUGUGGUCUGUGUGAUACCAAAUCCUUUGCAUGAUAGUGGUGUUGAAAUCUCACACUUCCGUGGGAUGCAUUGCUCCAUUUCUCCCUGUACUCCUACCAAUUUUUAUAUUAAGUAUAUUCAAAUUUGGAGUUAUAUUUAUUAUCAAACUUUUUUAUGAAGAAUUAUUACUUUGUAGUGACCCACUCUGCCUAGUAAUGGUUUUAGUAUUAAUGCCUAAUUUGACUGAUAACAGUAAAGCUACCUUACUAUUCUUAGGGGUAAUAUUUCUUGGUAAAUCAUUUUCUGCUUUCAACUUUUCCGUUAGCUGGGGUGUGUCUCUAAUAAACAGCAUAGAACCCUUUUACAUUCUAAUCUGAGUUUAACCAAUUCCAUUUAUUGUGAUUAUUGAUAUAUUUAGUACGAUUAAUAUCCUCUUACUUUUAAAUUACUGUUUAUCUUGCUUUUUUUGUGUUUCCUACCUUUAGGGGAUCGUAUAAUUUUGUGGGAUUUUUUUUCCCCUUCGUUUUUCCCUUUCUGCUUGCUUGGACUUAAUUUACCCUAUUUCUACUCUUUAGUGGUUACAUUUUAUAUUUUAGUGCAUUGUAUUUUCCUUGGCAUGAAACUCAAAAUAUUUUAUAAUUUCCAGUAUGGUUUCUUCUUUGAGCUGUGGGUUAUUUAGAAGUGUAUUUCAAAAAUUGACACACGUGGGUGGCUCAGUCAGUUAAGUGGCUGC
Messenger RNA from Zalophus californianus (California sea lion), 4628 nucleotides. RefSeq names its product kallikrein-1-like. The coding region runs from base 1 to 777 and encodes 258 amino acids. The record is from RefSeq and is a predicted model, not a curated record. Gene Ontology annotation, biological process: regulation of systemic arterial blood pressure; zymogen activation. Gene Ontology annotation, molecular function: serine-type endopeptidase activity. The transcript is spliced from 5 exons. NCBI's taxonomy places the organism in Eukaryota, Metazoa, Chordata, Mammalia, Carnivora, Otariidae.